CUGACACAUCGGGAACUCUGACGCACCCGAAAUCCAGUACCAAAUGUUUUGGCGUUACGUCUGUGAACUUGGCGUCAAGCGCACACAUUUGCAAUCUCAUCAAAGUUCACAUGACACUCUGCCUCUCUUGGCCCAGUUAUCUAUGGAAGCACGAGGUGAGAGUAUUUACUAUAGUAGUGAGUGAUCAGAACUGAAGCUGCCUGGCGUUCAUUCAGGUGCAAUAAACACCUGACACUUGAAGUGGGGCGCAGUGGUGUGUCUGAGUCUUGCGUGUACCUUUAGCACAAGUGGUGAUAGCAGGGUGACAGCGAGGCAUUAACUCUUGGACUUUGGAAUCUUUGCAUUGAGACUGGCUAUAUAAGCAGCAGGAAUAUAGCAGCAGAGCACAAGCACUGUCAAGUGGACUUGAAGAGAGACACACACCUGUGCAGAUCUGUGAGCCAUCAUGAAGGUCCUUGCUGUGCUCGUCCUGGCUGUUUUCAGUGGUUGCAAUGCCAACCUCUUCUACGCUGAUGCCCCCAAACCUCAGAUGGAGGUGCUCACUGACGCCCUCUGGGAACAUGUCGCCAAAAUCACCGGCACUGCCAGUGACACCCUCGACAUGAUCCGCAAGUCUGAGUUCGGACAGGAGAUAAACGCUCGCCUGGCGGACAGCACUGAUAUGGCCAGCAAGUAUGCAGUCUCCUUGCAGGAGCAGCUUCCUCCCAGUGCCAAGGGCAUGAUCACCAAGGUGACCACCGAGGCUGACAUGCUGAGAGAGCGUGUGAACCAGGAGUUGGCUGCUGCCAGGGAGAAGCUGGAGCCCUACACCGAGGACAUGAAGCUCAAGGUCCAGCAGAAGGUGGAGCAGAUGAAGCAGGAGAUCUCUGCCUACGCUGAGUCCCUGGACUCUGAAGCCCUGAGGACCGCCGUGAUGCAGAAGACCGAGGAGCUGAAGAUGUCCCUGGACCAGAGCGUGCAGGAGCUGCAGGCCCAGCUGGGACCCUACACCGGGGACCUGAAGAUGAAGGUGGACAAGCACAUGGAGGACUUCAAGGCAAACAUCGCCCCCAUGACCGAGCGAGUCCAGACCGAGCUGAGCCAGAGAGCCCAGCAGGUGAAGGACAUGGCCUCCCCAUACGUCACCGAGCUGAAGGAGAAGCUGGACCCCUACGCCCAGGACCUCCGUGCCCGCCUCACCGCCCUCUACGAGUCCUUUGUCAACUCCAGCUAAGUUACAGUUCAACCUACCGAAACUCAACUCACUGAAUCCACUUCAGAGUCACCACUGUUUACCUCGCACAGGUUCUGACCACAACCCAUGUUCUCGUUAUUAUGUAA
Molecule: messenger RNA, 1320 nt
Organism: Synchiropus splendidus (mandarinfish)
Lineage: Eukaryota; Metazoa; Chordata; Actinopteri; Syngnathiformes; Callionymidae
Product: apolipoprotein A-IV-like
Exons: 4
Coding region: 446-1213 (255 amino acids)
Biological process (GO): cholesterol efflux; triglyceride homeostasis; very-low-density lipoprotein particle remodeling
Cellular component (GO): chylomicron; high-density lipoprotein particle; extracellular region
Molecular function (GO): cholesterol binding; phosphatidylcholine-sterol O-acyltransferase activator activity; phospholipid binding
Source: RefSeq, a predicted model, not a curated record